Messenger RNA from Nycticebus coucang (slow loris), 692 nucleotides. It is a transcript of the gene TMEM269, whose product is annotated as transmembrane protein 269. Gene Ontology annotation, biological process: phospholipid biosynthetic process. The coding region runs from base 21 to 692 and encodes 223 amino acids. NCBI's taxonomy places the organism in Eukaryota, Metazoa, Chordata, Mammalia, Primates, Lorisidae. The record is from RefSeq and is a predicted model, not a curated record. The transcript has 5 exons. Gene Ontology annotation, molecular function: phosphotransferase activity, for other substituted phosphate groups. Gene Ontology annotation, cellular component: membrane.
UGACCCAUGACCACCCCCAGAUGAAUGAAUUGUCCUGGAAAGAUGUGAGCAAUGCCUUGUCCCUGAUCAACAUGGUCCUGGGGCUCUUCUCCAUCUUCUGCAGCUUCAGCAGGAAAUCCUACUGUGCCUCCUGGAUGCUUCUGGUCAGCUUCCUGUUAGACAUGGCAGUCAGGGCAAUGGCAAGACAACUCCAGCUCUGUUCCAAAUCAGGAGCCGAGCUGAAUGACUUCGCUGUCUUUACCACCUUUGGCCUGGCCUCAGCCCUGCUCCUAGGUGUGGAUGGGUUUCUAAAUGGGUUUCUCACAGUCAUCUAUGUGUCAGCAGCUUCUCUUCGCCUGUGCUUUUAUUCAACUGGAGUCCCUUUCACAUACAAGGGUCUACCAUGCCCCUACGCUUCCUGUGUUUUGGCUUCCACCUCCCUUCUGACCAAAGGCAACUCAUUAAUUCUCUGUUGUAUGGCCUCACUCAUGAUUCUGUUCAUGAUGGACCAGAGCUACUACCCGAAUGAUGAAAUCCUGGAGUCUGAGAACUGGAAAAAGGUGGUUUAUUUGGGAGGUGUCAUCAUGUUGUUUUUCUCCCCACAUUCUCUAACUGCCUUCUACUGCCUGAUGUGGUCACUCUCCUACAUCUUCUUUCCGGGUGUUCUGUGGGGCAAGGCAGCCUGUCUUAGGCUACAAUACCGAGUAUGCUAA